UGGAGGCAGGAACUGCGGUUGAUCUACCAGUGCUUCGUGUGGUGUGGAACCCCAGAAACCAGGAAAAGCAAGGCAAAGUCGUGCAUCUGCCAUGUGUGUGGCACCCAUUUGAACAGACUCCACUCUUGCCUUUCCUGUGUCUUCUUUGGCUGCUUUACCGAGAAGCACAUUCAUGAGCACGCUGAGACAAAACAACACAACUUAGCCGUAGACCUUUACUAUGGAGGUAUAUACUGCUUUAUGUGUAAGGAUUAUGUAUAUGACAAAGACAUUGAGAAAAUUGCCAAAGAAGAGCAAGGAGAAGCUUUGAAAUUACAAGCCUCCACCUCAACAGAGGUUUCUCACCAGCAGUGUUCAAAACCAGGCAUUGGUGAGAAAUAUCCGACCUGGGAAACAACCAAACCGGAGUUAGAACUGCUGGGACACAACCCACGGAGAAGAAGGAUCACCUCAAGCUUUACCAUCGGUUUAAGAGGGCUCAUCAAUCUUGGCAACACAUGCUUUAUGAACUGCAUUGUCCAGGCACUCACCCACACUCCGAUCCUGAGAGAUUUCUUCCUCUCUGACAGGCACAGAUGUGAAAUGCCGAGUCCUGAGUUGUGUCUGGUCUGUGAGAUGUCCUCUCUUUUUCGAGAGUUGUAUUCUGGAAACCCAUCCCCUCAUGUUCCGUAUAAGUUACUGCACCUGGUGUGGAUACAUGCGCGGCAUUUAGCAGGGUACAGGCAACAGGAUGCCCAUGAGUUCCUCAUUGCUGCAUUAGACGUGCUGCACAGGCAUUGCAAAGGUGAUGAUGUUGGGAAGGCAGCCAGCAAUCCCAACCACUGUAACUGCAUCAUAGACCAAAUCUUCACAGGUGGCCUGCAGUCCGAUGUCACUUGUCAAGCUUGCCAUGGUGUCUCCACCACAAUAGACCCAUGCUGGGACAUCAGUUUGGACUUGCCUGGUUCUUGCACCUCCUUCUGGCCGGUGAGUCCAGGGAGGGAGAGCAGCGUGAAUGGGGAAAGCCACAUACCAGGAAUCACCACACUCACGGACUGCCUGCGAAGGUUUACAAGGCCAGAACACUUAGGAAGCAAUGCCAAAAUCAAGUGCGGUAGUUGCCAAAGCUACCAGGAAUCUACCAAACAGCUCACAAUGAAUAAAUUACCUGUUGUUGCCUGUUUUCAUUUCAAACGGUUUGAACACUCAGCCAAACAGAGGCGCAAGAUCACUACAUAUAUUUCCUUUCCUCUGGAGCUGGAUAUGACACCGUUUAUGGCCUCAAGUAAAGAGAGCAGAAUGAAUGGACAGUUGCAGCUGCCAACCAGUAGUGGAAACAACGAGAAUAAGUAUUCCUUGUUUGCUGUGGUUAAUCACCAAGGAACCUUGGAGAGUGGCCACUAUACCAGCUUCAUCCGGCACCACAAGGACCAGUGGUUCAAAUGUGAUGAUGCUGUCAUCACCAAGGCCAGUAUUAAGGAUGUACUGGACAGUGAAGGGUAUUUACUUUUCUAUCACAAACAGGUCCUGGAACAUGAGUCAGAAAAAGUGAAAGAAAUGAAUACGCAAGCCUACUGAAGUGACACACAGAUCUACCUGUAAUGGAAGAUGACAGAACCCAUACUACAACUGGCAUCGAGAUUUAAAGGACCUACUUGACCAUGGGCCGUGGGCCUGACAGAGUAAGAAUUGAACCGUACCCAGUGUCCAAAAGGUCUUGAUUGGAAGAGAAAUAGAGGGAGGGAGAAGAGGUAUAGGCAGUCAAUUAAAGGUAAAUUAAAUGGCAGGAAUGCUCUGAGUUGGGAAAGCAGGAGCAGGAAAAUUUUGACACUGGUACAUAUCCUAUAUUCCUCCAAAAGAUUGUGUGGGAAGGUGUGGGGUGGGAGGGGGGUGGUAUGGGGGGUGUUUGUGCCCUUGUAACCAUAAAACAUCUUUCUCCAUGGGUGUCUCAGCUUCAACUGACCAAUCACAUAGCAGUUAUAAGUUUGGGUGAAAAAAGAAACACUUGUAAAAAUGUAGCCCAUUGCAUAUAUGGGUAUGAAAGUAGAAAAGUGGAGGAGGCACGGAUAUCUCAUUGACAAACACCUUUGCCAGUUUCUUUGUAUUCGUGAUUUUUGUGCUAUUUAAUGCAGUAUUAACAAAAGAAAAGCCCACACAGGCUAGUGAAGGGAGAAGGAAGAAGGGGGCUUAUACAAGGGGAGCAAUUGCUCCAAAAGGAGACAAGAAAUACUAUAACCUACACAGACAGGCGUCAGCUAAGAGUAUAGUGUGUGUUAAAAAAAGCUAUAUGAUAUACUUGAGUAAAUCAGUGAACCUCUUUGCAAUUGUUUUCUCAUCUGUAAAAUGCAGACAAUUCCUACCAUAUAGGGUUACUGUAAAAAUUAAAUGAUAUAAAAUGUGUCAAAGUACAAAGUAGAAGCCUUGGAACUUUGUAAGGGCCCAGGAAACAUUCAUUGGAUCUCUAGCUGAAAUUUCUUUGACCAGGACCAGAAUGUAUCAGAGGUACGGAUCAGUCCCACCUGAGACCCAUGGACAAGAAGGACACACAUUGUGUCACGUGCAGACACACACACACUCUCUCACACACAGGUCCCUCCUCAAUACUGUUUCAUUGGAGCCCCAAGGCAAUGGACUCUACUAUUGUCCCUUGUGUAUAGAGCAUCACUGUCAGUGCUACACCCAGGAUUGGGCAGGGGGAGGGAGAACCAUAACUGCCCUCCAAAAAGUAAUUUUGUCCAUUCGGAAGAUAGUCAUGUUGUUUUCAUGACUCAGCACCCCAAUGAGUGGAUUUUCAGGGCCAGUAGGCUGCCGUGCUUCAACAUGAGGGUAUUAUUUGGUGGUCUUUGCCUUCUAAAAGCAUUAUGAGUCUAGCUGUUACAUUUCCAUGAUAAAUGUGUAUAUACAUCUGUAGAAAAACUGGUUUCCAAAACUCAUUGGUCGUCAGAAUUGAUAGAGUGACUUGUUAGUCUCUCCCUGAUUCUGACAGGGAGCAGAGUAGCCUGAGAGAGCUAAGUCCAUACAGAUGGGAUGAGCCCAGGAUGGGGUAAACACUUGUGAUUUCUUCCUUUCUUUUCAGCAUCAGGUACAAAAGUACCUACUACCUAGAAAAGCCUGAGGGAAAACUCAAUGUGUAUCAGAUCUAUGUGGCUUGGAUCCAGUGGCUUGUGUGAAAGGUUGGGCUCCCCAUGGCUUCCCAAGUCUGCUUUGUGGUCAACUCACUUGGAAAUAAAUAUUUAUUAAUGUGGCUACUUUUUUAUGGACUACAUCAUCAGCGAGCUCAUAGGCUUCUUGAGGACAGGGAUUGUGUCUUAUAACCUUCUGCAUUCUCAGCCCCUGGCAUAUAGUCGUUUUCAAAACAUUUACUGAAUGAAUGGGUGAAUGAACACAUACACCUACCUCAUAAAAUUUUCGUCAACACCCAGGGCCUGUAAUUCUUAGGAGAAAAUGUAAAAAGUUGAUAUUUUUGGCAUCUUGCAGGAUGGGGGAGGUCAAGAGAUAGGUGGCCUCAGAUGAUACUUGGCAACUUCAUGUAGGGUCUCUAUAACUACCUUUGGGGAUGUGUCUGGUAGCCCCGCCUAGGAAAACACAGCCCAUGUUCUCUGUCCUCUGCUAGUCAGGCAUGUACCACCAGAUUCUGACUGCUUAAACAGAAAUGGUCUUUAUUUUUUUUUAAACAUUUUCAUUUGGAAAUAAUUUAAAACUUACAGAAAAGUUGCAAAAAUAAAAAUAAUGCAUAGGACAUCCAUAUAUACCCUUUACCCAGAUUUACCUAUUGUUAACAUUUUAUCCAUUUGUUUUAUCAUUUACAGGUGCAUACUCUCCCAAAUAUGUAUGUAUGUGUAUCUUUUAGCCAUAUGAGAGUAAAUUGCAUACAUCAUGGCACUUCAUGCCUAAAUACUUCAGUGUGCAUUUCCUACAAAUAGGCAUAUUCCCUUAUGUCACCACAGUAUAGUUGACAACUUUGGUAAAUUUACAAUUAGUAUAACACUUCAAUAUACCAUUUGUACUCCAAUUUUGUGUGUUGAUCCAAUGUCCUUUAUAGUACUUUCCCCCUCCUUUACAGGAUCUGGUCUAGGGUGAGGUAUUGCAUUUAAUUGUCUUGUAUCUUUAGCCUCCUUUCAUCUGGAACAUUUCCACAACCUUUCUUCCUCUUUUAUGGCAUUAGCAUUUUUAAUAGAACAUUCCUUAUUUUGAAUUUGUCUGAUACAGAAACUGUCUUUUAAAUGCCCUGCACUCAGGAAUAUUUCUAAAAGGACUAAUAGAUAUGAAUUGCACGAGACUGCUGAACCUGAUGUUGCUGUUUUCAACUGGUGGAAGGUACAGACCACUAGAGGGAGCAGCUGUGCCUGGCACUUCCUGAUUGAACCACGUACCUUAUCUGCUCUGGAAAACACCAUUGUCCCUCAGCAACAGGGGAGCCAUUCAAGCCCAGCCCUACCAGUCACCAACCCCCAAAUUGAGCAAAGGAAUGUAACAGCAGCCAGGGCCUGCUUUCACAUCAUACCACUGUGGGACCCAGGGCGUCAUGUAUUCAGCAGGUAUGUUACCUUGAGCUCAAACUGAGAUUCAGGCGUGUUUGAGCAUGUAUGGCACAUGGGUGGGCACCUCCAUUGUUGAGGCAUUUAGGCGAAUCGGGGGAACACCCUUGGCACCUUCAUUAACAUUCCCUGGUGCACAGCAGCUGUCAUGGGAGUGGGUGGGUACUGCUUGUUAAACAGCUUCAUGGGCAGAGUACACAAAGAUGGGGCCCAGAAUAAGUAAAGAAGAACAUGGGAGAUGUUUAAAACAGAUUGGUUUUUAACUUCCUGGGGACUUUGAGACACAACUGGGCUCUUUUACUGAGGGCUAGAAUUCCUGUGUGAGCAGAUAGGGGCAAGAGCCAGUGAAAUUUAAGCUACUCCUUUAAUAGUGAGUCCAUGUACAUCCACAAGCUGGUAAGGCCUGGGGAAACUCUUGGAAGCUGACUGGAAGGAAGCAGGAGGAGUGCCUUUGAAUCACUGGUAGUGUUCUGUUUCUUGAUCUGGGUGCUGUUUACAGAGAUGUGUUCAUAUAUAGAUUUAUGAUCUUGGACCAAAAGGGUACAGGCAAAAGAUGGAUGCUCACAACCAGGGGUCUUACCACCCAUAGAGCUCAGAAUGAGAGGCAAAAAAAUGGAGUGUUUUCCUUUUACCCAUUACAUAUGCUUCCCAGGUUUUUUUGGCCUAACCUGGUUAGAAAUCCAGAACCCUACCACUUCCCAGAGUAGCCAGAUGCUAAACCUUACUCUGGCCUACAAAUCACUAGGUAACACCUCACUUCUUCCCCAUACACAGGGAAUUCUGAUCAGGGAUGGCAUCAACCAAGAGGUCUUUUCCAAUCAAGGAACAGGCCGCCAUAAAAUUCAUAUUAUCAUAAUGCACUAGACCUGGUGCCAGGAACCUACGAUUUCUCCAAACUUUCUCUCCCAGAAAUGAAGGCCCAAGACCUCUGAGAGUAUAUAGCCCAGCACUCACAGCAGUGUGUCAUUACACAUGUACCUUCCCCUACAGGUGACCCAAUGCCUUUUUUAACCUUUCACAUUGAAGUAUAUCAAAUAUACAGGAAAAGAGUACGUAUCAUAAGGGUACAGCUUGAGGAAUUUCUACAAAUUCUGUAAACGACAUUCAGAUCAAGAAACAGAACAUUAAUUACUGGUAACUCAAGCACCCCUCCGGCUUCCUUCCAGUCAAAUUCCGACAGUAGUUAAUCCCUGUCCUGACUUUUUCACUUAGGUUAGUGUUGCCUGUUUUCAUACCUUAUGUAAAUAGAAUCAUUCAGUAUGUAUUCUUUUGUGUUUGGCUUCUGUCGUAGUCAUCUAGUGCUGCUAUAACAGAAAUACCACAAGUGGAUGGCUUUAACAAGGAGAAGUUUAUUCUCUCACAGUCCAAUAGGCCAGAAGUCCGAACUCAGGGAGCCAGCUCCAGGGGAAGGCUUUCUCUCCCUGUCACCUCUGGAGGAAGGUCCUUGUCAUCAGUCUUCCCUUGAUCUGGGAGCAUCUCAGCACAGGAACCUCAGGUCCAAAGGACGCGCUCUGCUCCCAGUGCUGCUUUAUUGGUGGUAUGAGACCCCCAACUCUCUGCAUGCUUCCCUUUCCUUUUAUCUUACAAGAGAUAAAAGGUGAUGCAGGCCACACCCCAGGGAAACUACAUUGGAUCAGGGAUGUGGCCUGAGCAAGGGUGUUACAUCCCACCCUAAUCCUGUUUAAUCACAGGCAGAGAUUAUGAUUUAUAACACAUAGAAAAAUCACAAAAUGGAGGACAACCACACAUGGCCUAGCCAAGUUGACACAUAUUUUUUGGGGACACAAUUCAAUCUAUUACAGCUACUUUUGCUCAACAUUAUUUUAUGAGCUUCAGAUCUGAAGACUUUUGUUAAGAAAAAUUAUGAAAGGGCUCCACUAUUAUUAUUAUUAUUUAAUAUUUGAAAAUCACUAUGCUAAGGAAUUUCAGACCUCAGGGGAAUAAUGUACUUAAAUUACAUGGGUGAUAUAUCUGGAAAAUAAUCCAGCAUAUUACAGAGACCUGGCCUCAUAUGUGCCCUUAAUCUGGAUGGUCCUGAGGGAGAUUUAAUUUCCUUGAAACCUAAAUAAGUAGGUAUUUAUGAGAAAGGAAGUGAUAAGGGAAAAUGCUUAAUUAUAAAUAAGGUAUAAAAUCAUAUGUAUAAAGUAUGGUUUCUUCUGGCAAUAUAGCACAUUAAGAUAGUAUGACUAACCCUCGCCCCACACAUGUAUAUUAAUACUAGAUAAAACACACACAUAUUAACGCUAGGUAAAACAAACACAUAUUAACACUACAUAAACUAUAACAAACAAUUAAAUUUAUAGCUGACCUUAAAAAAAAAUCUCCAGAGAUACAAAAAGAAGAAGCCAGUGUAGUAAACUGACAACCCAUUGCAGUAUUGGUUCCAGAUAUCAGGCCCUAGGGGCUAGGAACUUGGAGCUGGGAGUCUACUCCCCAAGCAGAUUUUGAUGACACAGACUUUGAUGACCAGAGACAGAAGAACUGGAACUGAAACCUGGAUAAAGCCUUUAGUAAACUUGAGACAGAUAGGGUUAACUGUGCUGGUGGAACAAAAGAGCUGUUAUAAGAUUACCAUCUAGAAGUUGGGUAAACAGGAACCACACCCUGUCAACAUGAGAUAAGGCCGAAACAACCCAGGAAUUACUAUCUCCUUCUUAGUGUUUUUCUAGUCCCUUCCCCCUUUACAGGCUCCCGCAUGCACAGAAAAACAAAGUGUGACCGCUGUUUAACCUUCCUUAGCCCUCCGAAGAUGGUGACGUGGUGCCAAAGAUCAGUGUGCUUGCACUAUAUCCCAUAAUAAGUAAUGCCAAGGGCUGCCGAGAGGUUUCCAUCUUGAAUAUCAGUGGGUUCCAUCCUAGACUCAACCUAAUUAACAUGCACCACCAUUCUAAGAACUACCCACCCCUUGAAAGAAAACCCACUAAAUAUUCAUUACUCUAUUGUCUCCACCGAACCCUUAUGAGCCCUAGCCUUGCUUCCCUUUUCCAGUCAGUCUUUUGGAGAGGCUUAGAUCCCCGCUGACUCCUUUUGUUUGACUCAAGCAAAAUAAAGCUUACUGAAGAUAAAGUUUGUCUUUUGUGUGUAUUCUUACUCAGGAAAAGACAAGGACCCUUUGUGUCAGAUUGGCAAUUGGUAACAGCUUCUCUGCCCGUUAAAAAGGGUUUGAAAAGGAAGAAAUGAAGAGGCUUAUGCUCUCCCUGGAGCCACCAGAAGAAGUAAAAUCCCCAGGCCUAUGUGGAUGUGGGUCUAAAUCUACCCUACUGUGUGUUAUAAGAACCACAUGCUGAAACAUUAAAAGAAAAGAAAAAAGCAGAAGUAUUGAAACUUCUAGAACCUUAGCAAAAGCAAAUACAUUUUCAUAAUCCAGGGCACAUGAUAAAAACAGUAUCUGCCAAAGAUGUGCUCUGAGACGAACAACGAAAAUAUAGUGCUUGCAAAAAAAACGGUGCACCAUGGAGGAGAGUUAGCAGUUGAUACAAGAGGAGAAUCUUAUCCCAAGAAAUACUGAUGAGAGAAAUUACUACUCCUUUUUUGAGGGUGAAAUAGGAUGUUUUCAGAAAAAAAAAACUAAGUUGAUCACUGAUAAACUCUCACUAAAAUAACUACUGACAGAUAUACUUAAGGAAGAAAGAAAUUGAAAUCAGAGAGUAAGUGGUGAGUGGGAGGCAAGUUAUGGUGAACAAAAAUUGGUAAACGUGGGAAAUCUAAGUGAGCAUUAAGUGUAUAAAACAAUAAUGUUGAAUAAUACGGGGGUAUAAAAACAAACUGAAACUGAAAGCACGGGCCCACAAAAACAUUUAAGACCACAGGGGACUAUUAAUACUUAAGGCAUUCUAAGGUUCUUGGUGUUGUUUGAGAAGAGGGUAGGGAUAUUGCCUGAAUUUAGACCUUGAUAAAUCAAGUAAUGUUUAAACAUUUAAGAGUAUAGACUUCUAGUUUCUGACGAUGGCAGGGUUGGUUAUUUAAUUCAAAUUUCCUACUGGAUGAAAUCUUUAAAAAUCACUUUUUAAAAGUCUGAAGAAUUGAGAGGGCAGAGGGAAACUCCCAGGCAAUUUUUGGAUGAAAGCCUGUAACCAGACAGGUAAACAGAAUAUCAGAGCACCAAAGUCAAUUUUCUCUGAGAUCGUUUGCCUGCACUGCACACAUGAGUUGUGGUCCAAUGGCUGCACAGGACUACAGGAAAAUAGCUCUCAGGGCCAACAAAAGGUAGG
Molecule: messenger RNA, 8728 nt
Organism: Loxodonta africana (African savanna elephant)
Lineage: Eukaryota; Metazoa; Chordata; Mammalia; Proboscidea; Elephantidae
Gene: USP27X
Product: ubiquitin specific peptidase 27 X-linked
Exons: 1
Coding region: 241-1557 (438 amino acids)
Biological process (GO): protein deubiquitination
Molecular function (GO): cysteine-type deubiquitinase activity
Source: RefSeq, a predicted model, not a curated record